Messenger RNA from Harpegnathos saltator (Jerdon's jumping ant), 4575 nucleotides. RefSeq names its product serine-rich adhesin for platelets. The coding region runs from base 271 to 4161 and encodes 1296 amino acids. The transcript is spliced from 7 exons. Gene Ontology annotation, molecular function: DNA-binding transcription factor activity, RNA polymerase II-specific; RNA polymerase II cis-regulatory region sequence-specific DNA binding. Gene Ontology annotation, biological process: regulation of transcription by RNA polymerase II. The record is from RefSeq and is a predicted model, not a curated record. NCBI's taxonomy places the organism in Eukaryota, Metazoa, Arthropoda, Insecta, Hymenoptera, Formicidae.
CGUUAUUAUGACGGGUCCGCGCCCGCGCCCGCGCCCGCACCCGCGCGUCGCUGUGUAUCAUAUGUGUUCCGGCGAGUCGUGUGGCAGGCUUCUCGCGCGAGCCGAACAUCUCGACGAGUAAUGGCGCUAAUGCCAGAACGUUAAGGUGUGAUCCGGCAGACAAGCAUGACAAGAUGGUAACACCCUGUGGUGCAUCGGGAGGCGAUACGUUUCCGCAUACGUGAGCUACGAUCGAGGCGGGACGGGCGGUACGGGGAGGUUUGGGCUACGAUGAGUACUGACAGUCAUGAUCAGACGAAGUCCUGCAAAACAGCCGUCAGGAGCGAAGAGGAGAGCGCGUUCGAUGGCAAACGGAUUAAAAAAGAGUACAAUGACAUUUGCGUGGAGAAUGGCGACACCGUCUCCGCCUCGACCACAGCCGCCACCGUCGUCGCUGCCACCGCCGUCGUCGAGAAGCGACAGCAGUCUUCUCUGCUACCGCCGUCGCCACCGCCGCCGCCGCCACCACCACCACCGCCGUCGACGGUGCCGGCCGGCAGGUUCGUUUCGAAUGGCUUUCAUGAGGAUAAUGGUCCGCUGCAAGACAUCGUUGCGACGAAAUUCGCGACGCUGGCCAACCAUAGCACUUCCAAGCAGGACAAGAUUCGGAUCAUGAUCGAGGAUGGCAUCAGCGAAGAAUCCAAGGUGCGCGUGCAGGAGAUUUUCUCACAGAUGGAACGACUCAAGACAGAAGAAAAAUUAUUAUUGUACCUGAAACUUCCAUUAUUGCUGACAAAUCCAAGUGGAACCAUCGAUCCACUGAGGCAGCCAUUAAAUCCAUUAGGAAAUCGUUAUGAAAUUCAUCAGACCAUUAUGUGGAUCAAGACACAUCUAGAAGAAGAUCCAGAUGUCUCCUUGCCGAAACAGGAAGUCUAUGACGAGUAUAAUGUCUAUUGUAUAAGAAAUUCUAUGAAACCAUUAUCAACGGCGGACUUUGGAAAAGUUAUGAAACAAGUAUAUCCGCGAGUACGUCCUCGUAGACUGGGCACGCGGGGCAACUCUCGCUACUGCUAUGCGGGAAUGCGCAAGCGAAUUAAAUUGGACCCUCCGACACUGCCAAAGAUAUCUGGCCCUCAAACUGAAGAGCACUCGGAGGAAAACAUUACCGAAGAAAUGUUAGGCGCUGCAUCCACCUUGAUAAGAGAAUGGGCAGAAAACUUGUUAGGCCUGAAAUUUCCAAACUUGAGUGCCUUAGCGCGGCAUCUUGUUGAUAACCUUUGCGUCGAUAUUCGAUCUCUGGCUGCUGUGUGCAUUUUGUCCGCCUCAGUUGAGCCUAAAGCUUUAUCUAAUAAAGAGCCAACUUCUGAUCUACCAACUACGCCUACAAGUAGUAAACCUGCGAAACUCCGGGAGGCUCAAUUGCAGUUGCAACGUAAGCUUCAGCAACGAGAACAUAUAAGGGAUCAGAAGCAUCGUCAUCUGGACACUAUUGUACAGAAUAAAGAAAAAACUGUCGACGGUAAAGGAAAUAUCACUAAAGGAUGCAAGAAAGUCAAGUCUAACCAGUCACCUCAAGGUACAAACGUAUCAGCAACAACAGUGGCCGCGCAAAACUCCCUGGCAAAGUUAAACCUAUCCGCUAUAGUUUACAACCGGCAAAAGAAAGUAUCGAAAACUUGCAACCAACAGCAGCAACAGCAACAGCAACAGCAGCAGCAGCAGCAGUCCUGCAAUGUCUCCCUGGAGUCUAACUGUGAUAAUGUAGUGGUACAAUCAGGCGAAGACGGACAGAGUAAUAGCAACUCUAGAAUAGUAGCGAACGUGCAGCGCGACGUCAAAGGUAAACAUUCUAGGAAACGUGCCAAUAAUCCAAUCGUAGCACAGCAGGAGCCCAGCCCUGAGAAGCAAACGAAGCUCACAGACGAGAGCCCAGAGCAUUCCAAUGUUUUACUACCCAAGUUAACGUCCAUCCAACGCGCCGGCAAGAUAUCAGUGAUACUGGCCGGCAAUACGAAAUUGAUCAAGUGCAAAGCGGUCGGUGAAGCUGCGGAUAAUAGCCAGCCUGCGAAAAACUGUGAUAUCGACUCGUUGAGGAGCUGUUCCGCCGUGAGUACGGUGGACACGUCCUCAGGACUCCUCACGAAGGACCAGAUCCGCCUUUUACAGGACGCGCCGGUCUUGAAAGGCGAGAAGCUCCGCGGCAUCGACACGGAUGCCCUGGACGAUUAUCUGAACGGCGGGAACAAUUCGCAGGAGCAGGAGGAGGAGCUGCUGCAGUAUUUCCAACAGAGCAGCUCGUCCAGCUCCGAUGUGGAGACCGGCGUGGUCAGUUCGGAUGCUGAGCAGGUCUCUCGAUCGGACAAAGUGUCGCAGCUGCGACUGAUGCUGCAGCAGAAUCUAAAAGCGCCCGUUGUCGCCGCCGACCUGCUACCUACGACCGUUGUUCGGCAGAGCAUCGCCAGCAUCGAGAAGCGAGAUCCUUCGCAGAAACAUAAUAUCAUACUACCGACGCUUCUCAAUCAUCCUAACCCGGCCAGCACGCGUCGUCGCGUCAGCUUCGAAACUAACGUCAUCGAGCAUGUCCAAGAGACGACGGCGCCGGUCGUCAACACCGUGCCACAGAGCCCGAAUACGCGACGCAGGAUAUUCAACUUCACGCCGAUCUCGCCCGGGCCGCAUUCUCCGAUCAAUGGCCGCGCGUCUAAAUCGAGCUCGGCGAACGCGAGUCCGUUCGUGUCACCGCGCAACACUCCGGUACCAAGGUCGCGCAGUAAUCUGCAAGCCAGCAGCUCAAGAUCGCGCGGCCAGAAGAUGCUCGCUCGCUCCAUCUCUUGUGGCGUACCGUACACCAACAAAGGCACCGAUACUUUCAUCGUACCGACUUCUAGUGGCACGGAAGCUGCGCUUUCGCGACAUGCCUCUGUGGCAACCAUCAAGUCAUCGGAGGUUCUGCCAAAGGUAACCCCGUGCACAUUUUUGGAUCUGAUGCCUCAGAAACAGCUGUUGAUCAAUUACCCGAGUCAAGAGAAUCUACAGGAGAUCAAGAAUGUGUACCAAAAGGGUCAGCCACCUCCGCCCGACCAAGAGAUCACGGAACUCCUACACUCCGGCAGAAACUUGAGCAACGAACAAUUGUUCUGUAGGUCUCAGUCAGUGCCGUUGCACAGGAUGGUGAAUCCUGCGUCUCUGAUGUCUCCGAUCUCCACGCAUUAUUGCUUGUCGACGGUGCAGAGUCAGAGUUUCAAUCCGUCGACCAGCAGUUCCGUCGCACCCACGCCAGUGCCAAGCGAAUACAACGACUUUGGCUCCUCCAUCGGACAAGAAGGAGCGUAUUUGUUGGACGACACCAACUUUAUGUCGGAGCAGCAGUUCUUGAUGACUGACAAAGGAAUCACUUCGGAGAAUAUCAGUAACAUCCUGACAAUCUUGGACGAAGAGGACCAGCCGGGUUUGCAGAUACUGCCGGAGCAGACAACGGAGGAGUCGUUGAAUAGUGCGAUCGUUUUGGACGUUUUGCCGAACGCGACUCUAAAUCUGUCGGAGGAAGACAUGCUGGACGCGUCGAGUAUUCUCACUGACGCUGGUGGUACGCUGCAAAAAAUUAUUCAAUCACGAUCCUACCCGAACACUCCACUGCCGGCAGCGGUGUCAGCAUUCACCCCGUCAUACACCGAGGACAGUAACGGCUCCAGGUCGUACCCAUCGACUCCACUACAUACGAUGCAGUCUCAAGAUGUGUAUCAGGAUCCUGGCGAGCCGAUACUCUCCAGUCCCACCCUGAAUUCUUUGAGCUUACAGGGCGAUGUCAACACUACCGCUAACAACAACAACAACACCACCUCCACAAACACCGCCACCACUACCAUCAGCACCACCUCAACUACGACCGCCACGACCAACACUACUAUCAUCAUCACCAGCACCAACACCUCCAUCGCCACCACCGCCACUUCCGCAACCGCCACUGUUGCCGACGCCGAUGACGUUGACGCUGUCGUCGCCGUUGUCUCCUCUUCUUCCAGUAGUCUCUGCAGAAACGUGGCAGACUUACUGGAAGCAAGCUUUCUCGAAGAAGCCGACACGGAGACCGACGAUCUGGAUCCUCUCGGUAAUUUUGACGGCCUGCAAGAUGUGGACUCGUUGACACCGCUGUUCAACGACGUCACUGAGCCUAAUCGCUGAGAGAAUAUUCCCCCGAUGCAAUUUUACAUUCGCACGUCGAAAGGUGUGGCAAAAGUGUAGACUGUUGUUUUGGUCCAGUGGCUCUCACACACGAUUGUAUUAUCUAAUAGAACAUUUUUAGAGUAGAGAAUUAGCAACAGAAUGUAUAAGUGAAUUUUAAUAAGUACUGAAAAAUUAUCUGGUUUUAAGAUAUAGGAUACCUCGGAUAGUUUUGCCGAGUCUAUUGCGAUGUAAUUUAAUCGUACGACAGUUUCAAGUAUUUUAGUUAUUAUUUUUUACUACUGAUUGUGUAUAGAUUCUUUGUAAAGGAAAUGAUUUCAGCUUAUAGUAAAUAUUUUGAAAUAUGCAAUUUACUAUUCAGGCUGUAUCAAUGACUGUUUCAUCUUUAUCGCAAUAAAGGGUAGUAUUGAAAUA